Molecule: messenger RNA, 393 nt
Organism: Staurois parvus
Lineage: Eukaryota; Metazoa; Chordata; Amphibia; Anura; Ranidae
Source: the annotation of a GenBank genome assembly
AUGCAUAUGACUGAUGUUCUCGCUGCUGGUGACAUCUCAAAGGCUGUGUCGGCCUUUGCAGCUGCUGACUCAUUUAACCACAAGAAAUUUUUUGAGUUGUGUGGCCUUAAGAGCAAAAGCAAAGAUGACAUGAAAAAGGUUUUCCACAUCUUGGACAAGGACCAGAGUGGUUACAUUGAGAAGGAGGAGCUUUGCCUUAUAUUGAAAUGCUUCACUCCAGAAGGCAGAGAUCUGUCUGACAAGGAAACUACAGUCCUCCUCGCCGCUGGUGACAAAGAUGGAGAUGGCAAGAUCGGCGUGGAUGGUAUAUUGUUUUUCUUUUUUUUUUGUUUGAUAAACAAUUAUCAGGAUAAAUGUAUAAUGAGUUAUUGGCUUCAGAUCCAUAAUGUAUAA